AUGAGUGACGAACAAUCAGAUUCUGCAAUGAUGAAUCCGUGGGAUAUCAGAGACCCGUGGGAUAUGAUAGACUUUGAUGCCGAUGAACCACGGCAGUUUCAGUUUGAGUCUCCGCCUCUGCCUGAGCCCGUCUGGAAUGGGGACGAAAACAAUGUAGGUGAUCCCCAGCCCCAGCCGUGUGCCAUGGACGUUAGUGGUAAUCAACCACCUCAGCCGGUUAUUGAUGAGUGUUUUCCGGAAGCUAUGAAGAGGACAGAACACUAUUAUGGAAGCCAUCAACCACUUCAGUCUCAGCCUCAGUCAUGUGCCAUUGACGUGUGUGGUAAUCAACCACCUCAGCUACCGUCUCAGCCUCACCCUUGGUCUUGGCCACUUCAGUCUGAACCUCAGCCGUGUGCCAUUGACGUGUGUGGUAAUCAACCUCCUCAGCUACCAUCUCAGCCUCAGUCUUGGUCUCGGCCACUUCAGUCUCAGCCUCAGCCAUGUGCCAUUGACAUGUGUGGUAAUCAACCACCUCAACUACCGUCUCAGCCUUAG
Molecule: messenger RNA, 537 nt
Organism: Arachis ipaensis
Lineage: Eukaryota; Viridiplantae; Streptophyta; Magnoliopsida; Fabales; Fabaceae
Source: RefSeq, a predicted model, not a curated record